Molecule: messenger RNA, 3111 nt
Organism: Thamnophis sirtalis
Lineage: Eukaryota; Metazoa; Chordata; Lepidosauria; Squamata; Natricidae
Source: RefSeq, a predicted model, not a curated record
ACUGCGUCACGGCUGCUUUCGUCCCCAUCAAGCCCUUUGAGGGGAAGGAGCGGGGUGACGGCGUGGCUCUUGAGGUCGAUGAAUUUGUGCCCGAGGUGACCAAGUACUGCUGCCCGUUCACCACCUACAGAAACCGCCUCUACGUCUACCCUUUGCAUCUGAAGUACGACGGGCAGAAGACAUUCGCCAAGGCAAGGAACAUCGCCAUCCGGGUGGAAUUCAAGGACUCUGAUGAAGGAGAUGCCAAAGCCUUAAAGUGCUUCUACGGCAAACCCGGAGGGCCUCUGCUCACCUCGCACGCCUACGCUUGUGUCUUGCACCACAGCCAGAGCCCCGAGUUUUACGAUGAGAUCAAAAUCCAGCUUCCGAUGCAUCUUCAUCAGAAGCACCACUUGCUGUUCACUUUCUAUCACAUCAGCUGCGAAAUCAACACAAAGGGGACAGCGAAGAAACAGGACACCGUGGAGACCACAGGUAGCCAAGCCCUCUCCUUCCCCAGGGUUCUGGGCUUGUCCAACUGCCUGGGGGUUCUUCUCUACAUUGUGUCUAGAUGCCAUGAGGAGAAUCUUGACCACUAUUUGCGAACAUUCAUCAAGUUCUGCUUUCAGCCUGAGAAGCCCAGCGGGCCCCAGGCGAAGAUGACGCAUGAAAUCUUGGCAGGAGCCAUAUCAACAAUCCUCAAGCAGUCCGCGGAUUUCUUGGCCAUCAAUAAGAUGCUGAAGUAUUCAUGGUUUUUCUUUGAAAUUCUGGUGAAGUCCAUGGCUCUUUAUCUUCUGGAUGAGAACAAGAUUAAGCUUCCAAGGCCACAGAGGUUCCCGGAGUCCUACGGUCAUGCACUCCAUUCUUUGCUGCUCUCCAUAAUUCCACAUGUGAACAUUCGCUACAGUGAAAUCCCAGAGGAGUCAAGAAAUGUCAACUUCUCCUUGGCCAACUUGUUGAAGCGAUGUUUGACCUUCAUGGAUCGAGGGUUUAUCUUCAACCUCAUCAACGACUACGUUUCUGGGUUCAGUACCAAAGACCCCAAGCUCUUGGUGGAGUACAAGUUUGAAUUUCUACAGACCAUCUGUAACCACGAGCACUACAUCCCGCUGAAUCUGCCGAUGAAUUUUGCCAAGCCAAAGUUUCAGCGAACACAAGAACCAUCAAGCCAAAAUAGCCCAGCUGUAUUUACCUCUUGUCGGAAUCCUUUUGGAAAACAUCCAGCGGUUAGCCGGGCCGGAUAACCUGUAUUUAUGCACGCCGAUGUCCACCUCUGCCUCCCGCGAUGAGUUCCUGUGCAGCUUCGCCUCCCCUUCCAACAGGUCAAGUCUUGUUGUGGAUAAAGACUCGGUUUAUGGCGCCGGCUUCCAGAACGGGCUUUUUCUGAAGAGGGAAGACUCGCGGGGGUCCCUCGCGUCGGAAGGAACGGCCGGCUCCCCCGAUCAGCCUUCCUCUGGGGAAAACUCAACGCAGAUGCGGAAAAGCUCCACACGCAGCAGCCUCUCCCAUUUUGGGCGGCUGGACCAGUACGAGAUCCGCAGCCUGCUCGUCUGCUACCUUUACAUCGUCAAGAUGCUGUCUGAAGAUACCUUGUUAUCCUACUGGAACAAAAUAUCUCCCCAGGAGCUGAUGAAUGUCUUGGUUCUGCUAGAAGUCUGUCUCUUCCACUUCCGAUAUGUGGGGAAAAGGAACAUUGCCAGGUACUGUGGGAAAUGCUUCCCAGCAGCCUUCUUCAAAGGGAGAGUGACCAUGUGUUCCGCCUUCUGCUACGAGGUCCUGAAGUGUUGCACGUCCAAGCUCAGCUCCACGCGGAGCGAGGCCUCGGCCCUCCUCUACCUCCUCAUGAGGAACAACUUUGAGUUCACCAAGCGGAAGACCUUCUUAAGGACUCACCUCCAGAUCAUUAUUGCAGUGAGCCAGUUGAUAGCUGACGUGGCUCUCAGUGGCAGCUCACGUUUCCAGGAAUCGCUCUCAAUCAUCAAUAAUUUUGCCAACAGCGACCGGCCGGUGAAGGCAACCACAUUCCCUUCCGAAGUCAAGGAUCUGACCAAGAGGAUCCGCACGGUGCUAAUGGCCACUGCCCAGAUGAAAGAACACGAGAAGGACCCUGAGAUGUUGGUUGACCUGCACUUCAGCUUGGCCAAGUCUUAUGCCAGCACUCCGGAGCUGCGGAAGACCUGGCUGGACAGCAUGGCCAAGAUCCACGUCAAAAAUGGGGAUUUCUCAGAGAACCAGCUUUCGAACAACGACGGGCACAACCCACUGAUGAAAAAGGUCUUUGAUGUCCAUCUGGCCUUCCUCAAGAACGGACAGUCGGAGGCGGCCCUGAAGCACGUCUUCGCCUCGCUCAGAGCUUUCAUCAACAAGAGAAUAGCCCGAGGCCAGGAGGAAAUAAAAAUUCUUAUGAUCUUGGCAGUGGUUCUUCAGAAAUUCUUCGACAACCAGAAUUCCCAGUCCGUAGAGUCACUGGCUGAAUGGGGAUACUGGGAGCUACAAUUCCGAUACAUUUUGGGACUCAGGGCGGGCGUCACUGGUUAUGGACCGAAGGAACGAGAGAAACCACUGAAAUCCGUUCUCGCGCCUCCUCCCCCCGAAAUCCUUUCUCAAAACCAGCUGUUUGGAUCAUUGCAGGCUUUCUUUGAAGAAGAAGACGGGAAAGAGUACAUCUACAAGGAGCCCAAGUUAACUGGCCUCUCGGAAAUAUCCUUCCGGCUGCUGAAACUUUACGGAGAGAAAUUUGGAGCCGAGAAUGUCAAAAUCAUCCAGGAUUCCAACAAGUUUGUUGAACAUGUACAAGAGGGCAGGUGGAGAACUCUUCGUUCUCUUCAUCGGCGCUUCUGCGGCUUCCUCCUUUUUCCCCUAGCCUGCCACUCUUUCCCGUAUGUCAAGAAAAGAAUCCCCGUCCGAUGCGAACAGCAAGUCAACCUGAAGCCCAUCGACGUGGCAACGGAUGAAAUCCGGGACAAGACCUCCGAGCUGCAGCAGCUCUGUGCUUCACCAGAUGUGGACAUGAUCCAGCUGCAGUUGAAACUUCAGGGCGCCGUUUCAGUGCAAGUAAGCAGCUGGGCACUGUCAGUAUCUUCCUGGCUGGAAAUGGGGAGGGGAAUUUUUAGCUGACAUGCUCCUUCGGCU